UUUCUUCUUUCACGGCCCAAAAAGAAAACAAUGGAAAAACCCUAAUAUCUCAGAACUCAGAACACCCAAAACCUUUUCUUCUUCGAUUACAGACUCAGUUGUCGAUCAGAGAAUGCCAGAGAACAAACCAGUGAUUGGUCUUUCAUGGGAACCAAAGCUGCCAAAUUUGUCAUCAAGAACCCAUAAUGGGUCUGAGAGCAAAUCUCAGAAUCAGGGUGAAACCAGUGCACUUUGGAGACCCAAUUCAGAGCUUGUUGAUGGGCUUUUUGUCCCCCCGAAUGACCCCAGAAAGUUAAACAAAUUCAAGAAAAAGCAGCUCAAAGAUACUGCUGGAAAAAGCUGGUUUGACAUGCCUGCACAAACCAUCACCCCGGAGAUUGAAAAAGAUUUACGAUUACUGAAGUUGAGAAGUGCCAUUGAUCCAAAGAGGCACUACAAGAAGGGUGAUUCAAAAUCCAAAACGUUGCCCAAGUAUUUCCAGAUCGGGACGGUGGUAGAGUCAGCCUCAGACUUCUUCACUGGUAGACUAAAAAAUAAGGAGAGGAAGGGAACAAUUGCAGCUGAGUUGCUAUCUGACCAUACCCUUGCUGACUACAGGAAGCGCAAGGUUCGAGAGAUAGAAGAAAAGAAUCAACCAGGGGGAAAUGAGAAAUGGAAGAUAAAGGGUCGGCAGUCACUGAAGCGUGCAAAGCAAAGAAGGCACUGACAUAUCAUCACCAUUUUUUAUCAGAUAUUUCUGCAUUUAUAGAGCAUGGAAAGUUAUUGUGUCAAGAUAGACCCAGCGACAGAUCCGAUAAACUGUGAUACUUUUAACAAAUGACAUGAUAAAUAGAGUAUGCUGAGCUGAUUUAUAAUUCAUAGCUAUAUUCACAUGUACCGUUUCUCUUCUAGGUUGGCUCUUUCCCAUAGUUUCCAUUAUAAAAUUGUUCAUGAUUUUUGUGAUGUAUAAACGCAUGCUCCAGAAAAUAACAGUUAUUGAUGGGAAUUUUGGCUCAAGACAUGUUUAAGAGUUCUUGGAAUA
Quercus lobata is the source of this 1021-nucleotide messenger RNA. Its product is annotated as Fcf2 pre-rRNA processing protein. Gene Ontology annotation, cellular component: nucleolus. Lineage: Eukaryota; Viridiplantae; Streptophyta; Magnoliopsida; Fagales; Fagaceae. The transcript is spliced from 6 exons. Gene Ontology annotation, biological process: RNA processing. Gene Ontology annotation, molecular function: RNA binding. Bases 113 to 706 code for a protein of 197 amino acids. The record is from RefSeq and is a predicted model, not a curated record.